Symbiodinium pilosum is the source of this 1152-nucleotide messenger RNA. The record is from the annotation of a GenBank genome assembly. NCBI's taxonomy places the organism in Eukaryota, Dinophyceae, Suessiales, Symbiodiniaceae.
AUGCAGCUUUGGGAUAUCUUUGUCGGCAUAGACCACAACUUGGCCGGGUCUCUCAUGGUCAAGCUGGAGACAGCAGAUGACCUUUGCGACGCGCUCGCGGCCAUCUCCUCCAGAAACCAUGCAGAGGCUUGCGUCAAGGCGCUGGCUGAGCGAGUGGAUGACAGUGGCGAGUGUGAUUUCGCUGACCUGCUUGAUGUCUGGGAAUCUGAGAAGCAACCAGACCAGCUGUGGCAGUUCCGCAGCAGUCUGCGGCAUGGCCUGUCAAAUCUUCUAGCAGGUGCAGGCAUCACAGAAGCAGCGUCAUCUCGAGUUCCAGAAAUGCGGGCGCGUUGUGCUCGACUGUCUGACUCUGCCCUUGCAGCGUCAGCUGCGGCAUACCAACGCACGUUAGUGCUCACCUGCAGCUGGCACUGUGAGCAAAGACUCCAAGCAUUCCUACUUACCAAGGGCAGUCCCUCUGACCGGAGCCGCUCGGAAGUGAAGUCCUUGCUGGCGGUUCUUCGUGGCAUUCACAGCGAGCUUGUCCCCACUGAGCGUGUGCUGUGGGAGCUCAUGGGCCAGCAGCAACAACUCUUUGAUGGUACGGUCGGGAAGGAAGAGGUGCUUUCAGCUCUGGAGGAGCUUUUGGGCUUUCACGAAGAAGACUCCCGAGCUUCACCUGGAGAGCUUGAGGAGUUGGGCAGACUCCGGCGGCAGUGCCAGCGGAGAUCUGUGGAUAAUUUGUUUGACGACCGUAGACGGACGGUUGUUGCCUUCGCUGACGUGCUGCGCUGGUGGUGGGACAUGCCAGAGGAGUACCGAGAGGCUGCUGGUUUGGCAGUCCCAGCUUCUGUGUUGCGACAAAGCCUGCGACGGCAGCCGGAAGAGAUGUUUCGUGGUCCCUUGCGCCGAGUUGCAGCUGAGCCAAGUUUUGCUCGGCAGGCACUUCGCGGCCACGUGCGGGCUUUUGCUGAGCUGAGGGCAUUGGCUGUGAGGCGGAACAUUGAGAGUUUCUCUAUUCGCUCAACUGCAGAGUCCCGAACCACGACAAGUGAUGCAGGAGACAUUAGCUUGGCCACAUCAGCCGACAUGGACCAAGUGGAAGUGGCAGAGGACAGGUUGCCUGCGACUGAUGCGCCUGCCGCAAAUCCAGGUCAGCCACAGUCAGAUUGA